This is a messenger RNA of Vicia faba (fava bean), 1881 nucleotides long. The record is from the annotation of a GenBank genome assembly. NCBI's taxonomy places the organism in Eukaryota, Viridiplantae, Streptophyta, Magnoliopsida, Fabales, Fabaceae.
AUGUAUACCAAUAUCUCCAAAACCCAAGCUUUUCCUCUUGCAUCUAAAAUAUCUUCACAACCCAGAUGCUUCACUUCACUCCCCACUGCUAACACCCAAUUUUCGCCUCUUUCUUGCCAUAAAAAAUCAAUCUUUACAAACCCCAGAUGUAAAUUUCGAAUCUUUGAAAUGGGAAAACCGUUAAAUCCAUAUGGGUUGAUGCUACAGAUUGCUAGAAGAUACUGUGGCGCGAGAAUUGCCGAAAAGGAACUUCCUUGGCUAGAAGUGGACGGAGUUAAGGAAAGUAGAGUGGUGGAGAAAGCAAAAAGGAUCAAUGUUAGAAGUUCUGUUCAGGAGCAUUCUGUGAAGAAUGUGAGUGUUAAGUCCUCUUGGGAGCAAUCAGUUGAUAUGUUAGAGAAAACAACAAGACCAGAAUUUAAGCCGAGUUCGCGGGAUUCGGCUUUUUCUGUGAAAGGGGGUGAUUUGGGUAAGGAAAAGAAAAAUGGGUUUGUCGAGAAGGCGAGAGAGCGUAGAAGUGAUGGUGGUAGUAGAUAUGGUAGAUUUGAUGAUAAGAGGAGUGCUAGCAACAAGCCCUCUAGUAGGUAUGGCAAAUUUGAUGAUAAGAGGAGUGCUAGCAACAGGCCGUCUAAUAGGUAUGGUAAAUUUGAUGAUAAGAGGAGUGCUAGCAACACACUCUCUAAAACAUAUGGUAAAUUUGAUGAUAAUGUUGAAGAAAGAAUGGAUGAUAACGUUGAUGAAAGAAUUGAUGAUGAAAUGGAGGAUGGGGAGAACAUGGAGGAGGAGGGUGUUGAUGAUCCAAGGUGGGAUAACAUAAGGAAUAGGUUCCAAGGUGGAUCGGAAAGACCUGAAUAUCGAAGAUGGGAUAGUAAUGAGAAUUGGGGUAGAAAGACAUGGAGAGAGGCUACUGAAUCGACCGUGCCUAAGGUUGUUGGUGAAGGAAUCUAUGGGGUUGGUCCAGUUUUGGCUGCUUUGUCAGCUGGAAGAAGGGAAUUCUAUGCAUUGUAUGUGCAACAAGGGUUGGAUUUGAGUAGCAACAAUAGGAAAAAGAAAGACAAGAAAGGGUUUGAGAGGGUUCUUAAGAUGGCUGAAAACCUCAAUUUAAGCAUAAAAGAAGCAUCUAAGCAUGAUCUGAAUAUGGUGGCGGACAACCGACCUCAUCAAGGUUUGGUAUUAGAUGCUUCGCCACUUGAGAUGGUGAGAAUACAGGAAUUGGAACCUUUUUCUAUUGAGGAAGGCAAGGGUUCUCUUUGGGUAGCUUUGGACGAGGUUACCGAUCCUCAGAAUUUGGGUGCAAUUAUAAGGUCUUCGUAUUUUUUUGGAGCUUCCGGGAUAGUUUUAUGUGCGAAGAAUUCAGCUCCAUUGAGCGGUGUCGUGAGCAAAGCAAGUGCAGGAUCACUUGAGUUAAUGGAACUUAGAUAUUGCAAGAACAUGAUGCAGUUCUUAGUGUCUUCGGCCGAAAACGGUUGGCGAGUUCUCGGAGGAUCUGUCUCCUCUAAAGCAGUUUCGUUGAAUGAGAUCGAACCUGGUCCGCCGACUAUUAUUGUUUUGGGCAGUGAAGGCACUGGUUUGAGGCCUUUGGUGGAGAGAUCAUGUACUCAGUUGGUUAAAAUUGCUGGUAAUAUUCCUCUAGACUCAUGUACUAGUGAACUAGAAGGUGAAAGUACCGGUUUAAAUAGCGAGAGCGCUGGUAAAGAGUUUCUUUCAUUUUUGGCUGUGGAAAGCUUAAACGUUAGUGUAGCAGCAGGUGUGCUUCUUCAUCACUUAAUUGGUGGUAAACGCUCUGUCGAAUCUUUGCCGGACACAAAUAGACAGAUUUCCGAGUUACUUUCCAAAGAGACACUAGACAUUGAUGGAGAAAAACUUUUUUUUUUCAAUUCUUAA